Messenger RNA from Motacilla alba alba, 2005 nucleotides. RefSeq names its product ripply transcriptional repressor 2 (gene RIPPLY2). Gene Ontology annotation, cellular component: nucleus. The transcript has 3 exons. The coding region runs from base 423 to 962 and encodes 179 amino acids. The record is from RefSeq and is a predicted model, not a curated record. Gene Ontology annotation, biological process: embryonic pattern specification; negative regulation of transcription by RNA polymerase II. Lineage: Eukaryota; Metazoa; Chordata; Aves; Passeriformes; Motacillidae.
GGCGUCAUGUUCUCCGCCACCCCGGGAUGGGGUCCCUUUGUCCGUGCCUGCUCCCGCGGGGAGCUGCCAUCCGCGGGCGGGUCGCGGUGCCCACACGCCGCGACUCGCCGCUCCGGGCCAUAAACAAACACGGCUGGAACAACAAAAGGCCGCGGUCGCGGCGGCCGGACCCCGCCGCCGGGGCGCAGAGCGGCCGGGCACAUCCCCGGUGCCGCCGCCCCCCGCUCCGUUCCCACAGGGCUGUCCCCGCCCGCCCCCCGGCAGCUGCCAUGUGUCUGCUCGAGUGCGAUUAACACCGACUCGCCAAAUCCCCCCCACGCCCGCUUCCCCUCCCCGGGCCAUUUGGGGCAUGCACGCGCCCGCGCCCCGUGUUUACACGGCGGCGCCUUCGCGCGGAGCCUUUUUGCGGAUGGCGCUGGCAGAUGAACCGGGGGAGGUGGGGGUUCCGCGCCGCGCAGCGCCCGCCGCCGGCUAUAAAAGCCUCCGGGCCCGCGGGUGGCAGCGAUAAGCGAGCGGCCGCGGACCGGCGGAGGAUGGAGGGCGGCCGCCCCCGCCCGCUCUCGGCGGCGCUGCCCCCGCAGGGCUACUCGCCCCUCUCCUCCUCCCGGUGCGGCGGGCGGCCCGGUCCGGCGCUGACUGCCCUGCCCUCGCCCCGCAGCCCUGCGCCCUUCUGGAGACCGUGGGUGCCCGCGCCGGGUGAGGCGGCCCGGCGGAGCCCCGGCCCCGCCGCGCAUCACAGCCCCGGAGGGCUGGCGGAAGCCUCCCGAAAGCUGGCGCAGUACACGCACCCCGUCAGACUGUUUUGGCCCAAAUCAAGGUGCUAUGAUUACUUGUAUCAGGAAGCUGAAGCACUUCUGAAAAACUUCCCAGUUCAGGCUACAAUUUCCUUUUAUGAAGAUUCAGAUAGUGAAGAUGAUGAAGAUCAACCGGAACAAGAUUCAAGAACAGAAUCAGGUUGCUGACUGCAGGGAAGACUAAUGCUACUUCUAAGACUUAAUUUAAACUUAAUAUAAAUAUGUAUUAUAGUAUUUUUAAAAAUAAUUUAUUUCUAUGUAAGUUAUUCUUAAUAAAACUGAGAUGCCUUGUAAUUUUAUCCUUUUUCCUUUGUUCCUUUCCUGUCCUGGUUUAAGUGGGGAAGGUAUUGAUUAGUAUUUUUCCAUCUGAGGUCCUAUAGUUUGUAGAUCAUAAGUUGAACACCAAUUUUUGAAGCAGAGAACAGAUAGCUUACUUUGAAGGGCUCCACGGUUGUGACUUUCUCAAAGUCUGAGGACACAAGGAAAGCUUGUCAUUGUGAUUUAGUAGGCUCCAUAUGGAAGCCUAUCAAGGAAUCAUUGGAUUAAGUAUUCCAACUGUGUUGUGCCUGCUGUUACAACAGAGUUGCAAACACGGAGAAGAGAAACAAUAUAGCUGGUUUGGAACCGGAGAAAAAAAGUCUAAAUUCUAAUCUAGUUCUUGUUGUGUAGAAGAGUUUGCCUUACAUCGCUGGUGUUCUUAUGUAUAUGUGCUGUGUUGUGAUAGUUUCAUACUACAUUUGUUUGUAAAGUGGACAUCAAGAAAAAGGUCUGAGUUGUUAUAAUAGCGAGCUUGGUUUUAAUGAUUGAAAUACGGUUGGGCAUCCACCACCGUGAAGGCCAAAGCCCCUAAAAGAACAACAAAACAAAUCCGAAGCUUUAAAUUAAAGGCUGGUGCCUUUGUCGGGUAGCGCCUGUAUGCUUAUUUGGACCGGCCCUUGCCUUGUGUGCGCUGCUGCAGGCCGCGCUGGCUCCAGCACCGGGCAGGGAGAGCUCGCCCCGUGCUCCCAGAGCCCUGCAGCAGGAUCAAAGGUGAGCCCUCACCCAGAGCCUUCCUACACUUAACCUUCAGAGCGUAGGGCGCACCAGCUGUGUCUGCCACAGCCUUCCAGCCUAAGCACCUGGCGCUGGCACACCUGGACGGAAAACCAAUCCCAGCGCAGGGGCAGGUAAACCCCCUCGCCCCCGGGAGAGACAAGGCGGCGUGCGGGGUA